CCCGCCCAAUCUGACUUGCCUGCCCGUCUCCGGAGAAUACGGAGUGAAGAGGAAGGAGACGCGCUAAUGGGUUCGCCUUCCAGCGCCGGUGGGUGAGCGAUGCGGCAGACCCAACCGCGCGCGACGUAUAGGUAGGGAUCACAUGUGGAAGGCAUGCCAGUUACGCCGAGCAAUCCAUCUAUGGUGCCGUCCAAGUGCGAACGUGGGGCGAGAGUCCAGGAUUGGAGACAGAGGUUACACCAAUAAUGUUCCUGAACUGAACUCCGACAAAAGGAGCUUGUUGAAAGGUGAAUGCUACUACACAUUGGGGAAGAAGGAAGGUACCUCUCUGUGCAAUUCAGCCAUCGCCGGCGCUUCAGAGGAAGCUGGAUUUAAUGUUGAGCGUGAAACUGGGGAAAAGUGUGAAGCUGAUGUACAUUCGGCAGCGAAAUUGUUCUCGGGUAUUGGGAAAUUAGUUAUAUCCAAGUGCUCAUUCAUUUUUGACAGUGGAAGAGACACCUUUGAUGGGAAUUGUAGCUUGCAAGAUGUUCUUAAGCAUGGUCUCUGGCUCUCACCGGAGACCCUCCGCAGGUUCUGGCGUGCUUCACAGCUGAAGCCUGAAGAUUUUCUUGACAUUUUGGUCGGUUUUGGACAUGGUGCUGCAGAAGUUAGAAACUCGAGAUUUCUAUGGAACUUGUACAGGUGGGCUUCGUGGCAGAGUAAGGACUUCCGGCAUCUUCCAAGGUCCAAUGACAUGAUGGUGUCAAUACUUGCGCAUGCUCAGAUGCUCAGCCAAGCUGAAUCAUUGCUUCUCUUGCUGGACGAGAACAAGGCUCUGACCGAUGCGAGCGAUCUGUUCAGUCAGGUCAUCCAGGCGUUUUCAGAAGCUGGCCACCUCGACAAAUCAGUGGCACUUUUUGAUCAUGCAAGGCAUAAGUGUUUGAUACCUUCAGCCUCGUGCUAUCAAGUACUUCUAAAUCUUAUGGUCAGAAGGUCAAAACAGGAGCUAGUUGUAAGAGUAUAUUUGGACAUGCUUGAAGUUGGAUUAGGUUCUUGUACGGAAAGAGAUAUUCUUGAUUUUGCUAUCAGUGCUUUAGUCAAGAGAGACAAAUUCUUACAAGCUAUUGGUAUAAUUCGGCAGUUAAAGAGUUUGAACAUCGAAAUAAGCAAGGGAUCAUUGUUAACUGUUGCAAAAGAAUUUUGCAAGAAAAAGGACACUGGAGAUAUGAUGAAUUUCUUGGAAGAAUGGAGGUGGUGUUUUCACAGAGGGACUGUACAGACAUGCAAAUUAUAUCCUUGAAGACAUGAUCGAAAGAAAAAUAAUGCCCGAACUUCUAACAUAUAAGAUAAUUCUGGCAGGAUAUUGCAAGUAUAGGCAAUUCGAUGAUAUAGAAGAAAUCUUGAGAAUUAUGAAAGUCAAUGGUGUAAAUGGUCUUCCCUCUGGAAACUGUGCACUCUCUAAAGCCUUAUUCUUUCUGGGGCUGGACCACUUAGGAGUGAAGGUCAAGAGAGAUAAUGCCACUGGCUUUCCGAAAGCUGAGUUUUUUGAUUCAGUAGGCAAUGGUCUGUAUUUAGACACCGACUCUAAAAGGUUUGAGACUUCGUUGGCGCAGAUUCUUGAUAAUGCUUUUUACUCAGAUAUUAGCCCAGAGAUAGUCAGUGCUUGUCAGCAAGGUGAUGUUGCAAGUGCUCUUCUGGUGAAAGAUGAAGCUUUUCAACAGGGACAUGAAAUUUCACCAGCUAGCUGCUCAGAACUAAUAAAGUCCUUGUGCGUUAGCCCUGCACAUGUUAUGGAUGUUAUUGACCUAAUGGAGGAAAUGCCUUAUACAUUUGAUAAACUGGAUGCUCAAACUCUAAAUUUAGUCAUCCAAACAUUGAGUACGAAUGAUAUGUCAGCUUGUGCAAGAUUGGUUUUGGACAGGUUAUUCAGAAGAGGCUUGCCAGUUAAUCAAGAUACUUAUACUUAUUUGCUUACAGGCUUCUGCACAGAAAGGAACAUAAUGGGGUUUUGGGAAUGUUGGAAUGUUGCAACAAAGUUUAAUUGGUCACCAGACAGCAAGGAUGUGAUGCCCCUUAUUAGCCACUUGUGCAAAUGGGGAGUAAUUGAGGAAGCUUUGGAGCUUAUAAGCUUGUUGCCUGAUUGCUAUCCUAAUUUGUUCCUAAGUGCAUAUUGUGCACUUCUCAAAGAGUUAUGCAGAACUGGUUACACUACCAUUGGAUGUGCGAUGCUGGAGGCACUCCUAGAGAAGGAUGUCGUUGUGGGUCGCUCACUAAUUUAUAGUGUGACAGAGGGCUUCCUAAAGGAGCAGAAGACUGCUGAAUCUAUUGGACUGUAUGACAUGUGCCUUAACAAAAUCAAAAUGUCAGAUGUGUUUACCCGCCAAUUUCCAUUCUCUUCGCUAGCAUGCUUUGAUGCAGAACGAUGCAUGGACUUGGUACAGUCUAUGAUGAAAAUGGAACGUUCUGAUGUCUCAGCUUGCAGUUGCAUUGUGAACGAAUUACUGCAUACAGGAAAAGUAAGUCAGGCAAUGUCGGUUGUUCAAGCCUCCACUUUGGGAAAGAAAUUAAGUGACAAAUUGCUAAAUUCCACCCUUCAAUCAUAUUGUUGUCUAAACAGUUGGAGAAAGGUUGAUGCAGUUAUUUCUAUAAUGCUAAAGAUACACGCUAGCAUUUCUAUUUCUAGCUACCGCUUUCUUGUCCGCAGAAUGUGUGAGCAAAGUCAGUUUUCUAGUGCGUUAUGCCUUAAGGAGCUAAUCCAACAGAAUGACAAGUCAACGGAACUUAUUUUAUACAAUAUUCUGAUGUUCUGCCUUUUUCAGAGAAGAAACAGCUUGCAGGUUCAUGAUUUAUUGAAGGAUAUGAAACGUAACGGUAUUUCUCCAGACAAAAUCACAUAUGACUUUCUUGUCUAUGGGUUUAACAAGUCUGGAGACACCGAUCGUUCAGUUAGUGUGCUUGAUGCUUGCAUUGCGCAGGGAUUAACACCAAGCAACCGCAGUCUCAGAAUAGUACUGAAUCACUAUUGCAAGUUAGGGAACCUUGAGAAAUCAAUAGAAUUGUUUCAUCUGAUUGAGGGGAGGGGAUGGAAGCAUGGUUUAGUGAUUGAGAUGACUGUCAUUUCAGCACUUCUUUCGUCUGGAAGAUACUCUGAAGCAAAAUCAUAUCUGAACAAACUGAGCAGAAGUGCACUAAUUAUAUCUGACAUCACUUUUGAUGCCCUAAUCAAGGAAUUCUGUGGACAGGGAGACUUGGAAAUGUCUGUUAAUCUGAUAAAUAAAACGUUAAAGAAUGGUAGACUUCCAAGUGAAGCUAGUUACAGCUCUGUUAUAUACAGGCUCUGUGUAUUGAAAGAAUUUGAUCAGGCUCUUGAUUUUCUUGCUGAGAUGCAGUUGGAAAAUCUAAAACCAAGUGAGAUCUCAUGUGAUGUGCUCAUGCGUGGCCUGUGUGCCAUGGGAAGAACAACUGAUGCUAAGAAGAUUUUGGAAAUACUAAUGACCUUUGGUUCCGCACCAUCCUUUGGCAUGUAUAGAACUGUUUUUGAUAACUACUCUAGGUGUAACAAUACACUGGAAGCCGCAAAACUUCUGCAUGACAUGCAGCAAGCAGGACACACACCGAAGUUUGAGAUGCAAUGGUCUGUGAUAAGCAAUUUAAGCAGCACUGGUAGGAAGACUGAAGGAUAUGAACAACCUAUUUUAUCAAACCUUAUUUCUUCCAGUGAGUUCCCCAUUAAGAAUAAUAGGAGGAAAUGAUUCUUGUAUGCAAAUAUAUAUCCAAUGCUGAUUGGAAGGAGAUGAUUAAUGACAGCCAUCCUACGAAGAACCCCAAGGCAGCAGUGGCACUGCUCCUGCGACCGCACAGCGUCUACCAUCUCGUGCGGUUUGGCUGGUGUAGCCGCUGCUUCUUGCAGUAGUAACCACUGGCCCUGGCCAUCUGUUUUUUGCAGAAAAAUUCUACCAAUUUGUGUGCAGUAUAACCUUGUUGGCUUCCUGAAUGAUAAAUGGGUUAGAUUA
Messenger RNA from Lolium rigidum, 3992 nucleotides. Its product is annotated as pentatricopeptide repeat-containing protein At5g15280, mitochondrial-like. Lineage: Eukaryota; Viridiplantae; Streptophyta; Magnoliopsida; Poales; Poaceae. The transcript is spliced from 3 exons. The coding region runs from base 1284 to 3731 and encodes 815 amino acids. Gene Ontology annotation, biological process: tRNA 5'-leader removal. Gene Ontology annotation, molecular function: protein binding; ribonuclease P activity. The record is from RefSeq and is a predicted model, not a curated record.